Molecule: messenger RNA, 492 nt
Organism: Sphaeroforma arctica JP610
Lineage: Eukaryota; Ichthyosporea; Ichthyophonida
Exons: 1
Coding region: 1-492 (163 amino acids)
Source: RefSeq, a predicted model, not a curated record
AUGGUGCAAGAAGACACAGUGGGUGUUGUGACUCAUCCGAGUGGUAAGAGGGUUUGGUGUGGGCUCCCAGCGGAAGAGGCUGGGGUAGAGGCCACACCUAUCUCUGCGGUAGGUGCUUUCUCCUCACAGUCAUGGCGUGAUUCCAGCGAGGUGCUGGAUCAGGCGGUGAGGAAAGCAGAAGCCCAACUGGAAGAAGUUGGCAUGCCCCAGGCCGGGGGGUCGUUAGGAGCGGUGUACACACGCAGUCAUAAUGCCAAGUCCCCAAAGCUAACGCAUCGGCAGAAAGAUAUGGCUAAGAUUGUGGAUACCUUACCUGCUCAGGACGACAUGGAUCUGGAUGAACCGGUGGUUCCUGAGCCUCUUGGUGCUGAGGAACGCGCUAAGAUGGAGAAAGAUCCAGUGGAUGAACCCGAAGAAUAUAUGAAGCAAAAUCGACUUCAAUCGAUGAAGCGUUCGGUCUUUGGGGUUGAGAUGGGGGGGUACAAUUAUUGA